Molecule: messenger RNA, 1272 nt
Organism: Brassica oleracea var. oleracea
Lineage: Eukaryota; Viridiplantae; Streptophyta; Magnoliopsida; Brassicales; Brassicaceae
Exons: 1
Coding region: 1-1272 (423 amino acids)
Source: RefSeq, a predicted model, not a curated record
AUGGUUGAAGGAGACAACUCUCCUAAAGAUAAAAGCGAGAUGUCUAAAGUCAAAGGUGUUGAAGCCGCAACGCCGUACUCUCUUCAUGCCUCCGAUAAUCCGGGAGCUAUGAUAACGUCUGUGACGUUAACUGGAGAAAAUUACAGUGAAUGGUCAAGUGAGAUGACCAACGCUUUGCGAGGAAAUCGCAAGUUAGGUUUCGUCAAUGGCUCUGUUCCUAAGCCUGCUUCAGAUGAUCCCAACCUGGAGCUUUGGCUCUCUGUCAACUCCAUGAUCGUGAGAUGGAUCAGAACGUCCAUAGAACCUCGCGUACGGUCCACGGUGACGUUUGUGCAGGACUCAGACAAACUUUGGGAGAGUCUGCGUAAACGGUUCUCGGCUGGUAACAAAGUUCGUGUAAAUCAUCUGAAGGAGCAGCUUGCGUCGUGUCGUCAAGAAGGAAAAUCUGUGAUCGAUUUUUUCGGACGUUUGUCUAAAUUGUGGGAAGAACUCGACAUGUAUCAGCCUCUUCCAAACUGUACAUGUUCUGCGGCUGCAGAGAUAGAAAAGACCAGAGAAACAGAGAAGAUGCAUCAGUUCGUAAUGGGAUUAGAUGAAAGCCGUUUUGGCACGAUCUGCCAAACAGUCAUCUCUUCCGAUCUCGACAUGGAAAUAGGAGAAAUCUAUGCGAAAAUUGUUAGAGAAGAGCAGCACCUGAACUUAGCUAAAGAUCGUGAGGAGCAACAAACUGCUGUGGGUUUUGUCGCUAAAACGGAAGCUGAUCAAACAAGCUUGCGUCCCAACGGUGGAAGAAGAGUUCCUCAAUGCACACACUGCGGGCGUAGAGGUCACGACAAAUCAGGUUGCUGGCAAGUUAUUGGAUUUCCUGAAUGGUGGGAAGAGCGUCCCCCAAACAGAGGAAGUGAUGGAGGAAACAGAGGAGGAUCUCGAGGUAGUAGAGGUCGUGGAUCUUCCAGCGCUGAUCGUCCAAGAAACUCUGGUGCUCGAGCAAACGCUGCACACGCCACAACAUCAAACUCAUCCUCAUUCCCAGAAUUUUCAGAUGAACAGUGGAAGGUAUUGUCUCAGAUGAUAAGUGAGAGGACUCGCGCACCUUCGGACAAGCUUAAUGGUAAGCUCAGACACGGAGACUUAAUACUAGACACGGGCGCGUCUCAUCACAUGACAGGAGACAGCUCGUGGCUAGCUAACAUCUCGAGUAUAUCACCGUGUCUUGUUGGCUUCGCAGAUGGAAACAAACCUAUGCGACUCAUAUUGGAGUUUUACCAUUAA